GUCUGUGGGCCAGUGACCGUCACGGACCAAUCAGAGACCAGGUGGGCGUGUCGUGACUGUUACUACAGAUGCUGAGAGAAGCUUGCUGCCGACCUGCUGCUGCUACACCUAUGAGUCUCCACGUUAAUGAGCAGCCUGGGCUCGCGCGCCACUGACGAGCUGGUUAUGCCGAGAUAAGGAGCCAGCUCACGCGCUCCGUCCAAUAAUGGCAUGCGACGGUUCCCCCGCGGAGGACUUCUCGGAUAAGCUGAUGCCCAGAGCGGCUCCCUGCAUGUGCAACAAGAAGUGCCGGGGCAGGAGCACCAGCCUGGUCUUCCUGGGAUUAUUCCUGCUGUCGCUGACCCUGCACGCGGUCACGCUGGUCUGCUACCUGGACUUACGCUCCGAAGUCAAAAGGGAAAUUAUCCACCAGAAGCGGGACUCUAUGGGGACACUGAGCGGGAGGGACCUGCUGGCUGACCCGGCUGCGGUGCUCUCACCCCCGGGUCACCCGCGAGUGGACUCCGGCAGAAGCCGCGGCGGAGAGGGGCACGAGGAGAGGCUACUGUACAGAAACGGCGACUUCCACGGCACGCAGGACAAGAGGGGCCGACCGCAGAGGGCGAAAAGGAGCCCCGGCAGGGAGCCAGAAACAGAAUCGAACGGGAAGGAGAGAAGGAAAGAUAAGAAAAAAGGAAAGAAAAGGCCUGUACCUGGGCCUCCCGGUCCUCCAGGUCCUCCCGGCCCUCAGGGGCCACCGGGCAUCCCCGGAAUCCCCGGUAUUCCAGGAAGCAACGUUGUGGGGCCCGCAGGUCCCCCCGGACCUCCCGGGCCGCAGGGACCACCGGGCACUCAAGGUCCAGCAGGGGUUCCCGAUAAGACAAAGAAAUUCCAGGUAAGGCCAGCGGUGGUUCAUUUACAAGGACAAGAAGCAACCAUCCAAGUGAGAGAAGAUCUCUCUCAAGGCGUCCUAAGGAACUGGAAAAUGGUGUCCAUCAAUAAGGACGUGUUCAGGAUGAACCCUCGCACCGGGGAGCUGGUGGUGCUGCUGGACGGUGUCUACUUCAUAUAUAGUCAGGUAGAAGUGUACUACCUCAACUUCACUGACAUCGCCAGCUACGACGUGAUGGUGGACUCCAACCCGUUCCUGCGCUGCACUUGCAGCAUCGAAACGGGCCAGCGCAAGUUCAACACCUGCUACACGGCCGGGGUGAGCCUGCUGCGCUCGGGCCAGAAGAUCUCCAUACGCAUCGCGCACGAGUACACGCUCAUCAACAUGACCAACCACUCCACCUUCCUGGGAAGCGUCAGGCUCGGAGAAGCUCCAUCUGCUGGACAGAACGGAUAACUGCAGCGUCUCAUGCUGGACUGCUGCGUUGGUUAAAAGGGGCUGCACCUCGCUCCGGUUUAGAGGACACUGAACUCUUGUCUUUGUUUUAAAAAAAGGACAAUAAAGACUGUUUUGCUUCCCUUCUCUACGAUUCUUCGCAGACAGACAAAGCCUCAUCAAACACGUUUCUAUUUAUAGCUUCCCUUUUGAGUCGGCAUGUCUCCUUAUAACUAGGAAGGACACUGUGUUGACAGAUAACCACGUUUCAAGUGCCGUUGAAUGAUACUCUUGUGUCCCCAAAAACUGCCAGUUGUUUUAAGAUGAUUUAUUUUCUGUUUUAUUAUUUAAGCGUUUCAAAGAGGGGGUCGAAACUCCAGAAGUUAAAAAGCUAAGCAAACUGGAGUUGGAAGGUGUUCAAAGAGCAACAGCACUAUAUAUUUUUUGCGCACAUUUGCACUACAGCGUUCCUACAGUGCUAUUGUUUAUUUCCUUCAUGAGCGAAUCCAUGUAGAAAAGCAAAGUUGUUAAUACACGUCUGUAUAUAUUGUAUAUAAAAAGGGAUAUACUUUUUGUAAAUGGAGUUGAUGGAUUAAAAUGUUUCAUUUUUCUGUCUAAA
Nothobranchius furzeri (turquoise killifish) is the source of this 1925-nucleotide messenger RNA. RefSeq names its product ectodysplasin A (gene eda). The record is from RefSeq and is a predicted model, not a curated record. NCBI's taxonomy places the organism in Eukaryota, Metazoa, Chordata, Actinopteri, Cyprinodontiformes, Nothobranchiidae. Gene Ontology annotation, cellular component: membrane. Gene Ontology annotation, molecular function: tumor necrosis factor receptor binding; death receptor agonist activity; death receptor binding. Gene Ontology annotation, biological process: animal organ development; immune response.